CUGGCUGUAUAUAGGGGGCAGCAGGGAGGGAAGGUUGAAUGUUCUGCACAUCUAGGACACGACCAUAGGGAAGCACCAGAAGCAGCAGCAGCCGCACAGACAGAGAUGGAAUCCAGCAGCUUUUACUGCCCCGAGAUGACCCCCCAGGAGGUCCCCAAUGUGGACACUUCCAUAGAUUUCAGAUAUGAAGAUCCAGCUUUUUUAUGUGAUUUUGAGAUGAACACAGGGAAGGGACUGUACCCCAACUCAGCUGCAUCAUGCCUGGGCGCUGCCCGCGUUUCCUCCUCUGAUGCCUACACAGAAUCGUCCCUGUAUUACUGGGAACCCUACAGCCAAGGACUGGAUUCAGCAAACCAAGAGGAAUAUCUGCAGUCGUUCCAGACUUUACUCCCUGGGAUGACGGAGGAACUUCAGCAUCAGGCCGCCCACCACAGCGACGACUCCUUGUACCACUCCCAGGAGGAGCCGUCCUUUAUCACACCGGAUGCCUACUCCGGCAAUAUGGCUGCCGGCUCGGUGGGGGAUCAGAGUUUCUCCUGGGCAUCUCAAGAAUGGAACAGCUGGGACGACUCCACCUGGAUGAGCUGCAACCAGUCCCAAGAUCUGAGGACGCAAGCCAGCCCACGAUCGGCGGUGCAGAGAACGUCCCUCACAGGUUUCCACUACAACAAAACUGGUUUCCAUCAGACGUCCGGCCUCACAGCCGACACUGAUAAAGAAGGAUGCUACACCACUUAUGGUCAGAAGAGCAUGGAAGCAAGAGAUAACAAGCCCCCGACAUCAGCUGGUUCUGGUCCAAUUCAACUCUGGCAGUUCCUCCUGGAAUUAUUACAAGAUUCAUCCUGUGAGAAACUAAUCAGCUGGACGGGCAAUGGCUGGGAGUUCAAACUUUCUGAUCCCAAUGAGGUGGCUCGUCGCUGGGGGAAACGCAAGAACAAGCCCAGGAUGAACUACGAGAAGCUGAGCCGUGGGUUACGCUACUACUACCACAAGAACAUCAUCCACAAGACCGGUGGCCAACGUUACGUCUACAAAUUUGUGUGUGACCUCCAGGAUCUUCUGAACCGACCCUCACAAGGACAUCAGCAGGAAUCCAAGAGCCACAGUCAGAGGCAGAAGAACGUCUGAAGAGCCAAGAUGGCUCUACACCAGAGACUAAGGACUUCAGAAUGGUCUUGGACUGAUCUUGAGUAUCUACUGCAUAUAGCAGGGUAGAACCUCAAUCGGCAGCCAUAACCGCUCUAAUACAAGCACUGAAGAACACUGCAGACACUGGCUGCAAUAGGG
This is a messenger RNA of Bufo bufo (common toad), 1287 nucleotides long. RefSeq names its product ETS variant transcription factor 2 (gene ETV2). Gene Ontology annotation, biological process: regulation of transcription by RNA polymerase II; cell differentiation. The record is from RefSeq and is a predicted model, not a curated record. Gene Ontology annotation, cellular component: nucleus. The transcript is spliced from 7 exons. Gene Ontology annotation, molecular function: DNA-binding transcription factor activity, RNA polymerase II-specific; sequence-specific DNA binding. The coding region runs from base 106 to 1128 and encodes 340 amino acids. Lineage: Eukaryota; Metazoa; Chordata; Amphibia; Anura; Bufonidae.